CCAAAUCACCAACACUCCACACACACACACACACACACACACACAUUCAAGCAGAGCUUUCCAAAAACCCAAAUUCCCUCUGUAUCUAUCUCUCUGCACAUUGUAUCUAUCGCCGCUCACCUCCAGUGCGUAUUUUUGGUAUGUGAAAAAUCUUGAUGUGCUCUGUAAUAAUAUGAAAAAGGAGGAGAGCAGAAGAUGGGCGUGGCUAACAAGGCCUGGAGGUGCAAUGGCGGAGGAGCGCCGGUGAAUAAUCCGGCGGCCGAAAUCCUGCAGCAGCAGCUGUCUCCGAAGCAGCCUCAUUGUUACAAUUACUUGUCCUUUCGGCGGCGGUCGGCGGUGCCCUGGACGGCGGUUUGCGGGCUGCUGCUCUUUGCGGUUGGGCUGAUUUCUCUUUUCACGGGACACGUGGCGUCUGAUCUCGAGUGGUACUCCCAGCGCCUCGUGAAGCGGACUUGGUACUAUAAGACGGAUAGACGUGAUCGUGCUCCAAUUGAUAUAUGGAAAUCAAAGUAUUCAAACUUUUAUUAUGGCUGCAGUAAUAGAGGCCCUCAUUUUGCGCCUCCUGUACGCGAACGCUUUUCAAAUGGCUACUUACUUAUUGCUACUAGUGGGGGGCUCAACCAACAAAGAACUGGAAUAACUGAUGCUGUAGUUGUCGCAAGAAUUCUAAAUGCUACUCUGGUUGUGCCAGAAUUGGAUCACCAUUCGUACUGGAAGGAUGACAGUGAUUUUGUCAACAUCUUUGAUGUUGACUGGUUCAUUUCUUACCUUUCCAAGGACGUCCCAAUUGUUAAAAGGGUGCCAGAGAAGGUGAUGAGGUCAAUGGAUAAACCACCAUAUACCAUGCGUGUUCCCCGAAAAUCAGAACCUGACUAUUACCUGGAGCAAGUGCUGCCUAUUCUAUUAAGAAGACGUGUUCUUCAGUUGACGAAGUUUGAUUAUAGGCUUGCUAAUGAUCUCGAUGAAGACCUACAAAAACUACGUUGUCGAGUUAAUUAUAAUGCUUUAAGAUUUACUAAACCUAUAAGAAGUCUUGGCCUGAAGCUUGUCACGCGCAUGCGGAAAAUGGCAAAACGUUUUGUUGCUGUUCACUUGAGGUUUGAACCUGAUAUGCUCGCGUUUUCGGGAUGUUACUUUGGUGGGGGUUAUAAAGAAAGAAAUGAGCUGGCUGAAAUAAGAAAGCGGUGGGAAACAUUACCUGAAUUAAGUCCAGAUGAAGAGCGAACAAGAGGGAAGUGUCCUUUGACACCUCAUGAGAUUGGUUUGUUGCUGCGGGCUCUUGACUUCGAUAAUAACACGUAUCUUUACGUUGCAUCUGGUGAAAUAUAUGGUGGAGAAGAAACUUUGCGUCCCCUCAAAGAACUCUUUCCGAAUUUCUAUACGAAAGAGUCACUAGCCAGUGAGGAGUUGAAAUCUCUUGUUCCCUUUUCGUCUCGCUUGGCUGCUGUCGACUACAUUGUCUGUGAUGAAAGUGAUGUCUUUGUCACCAAUAACAAUGGGAAUAUGGCAAAAAUCCUGUCUGGUAGACGGAGGUACAUGGGUCAUAAGAGAACAAUCAGACCAAACGCCAAAAGGCUGAGUGCUUUGUUUGCAGCACGACACAAAAUGGAAUGGAGCACCUUCUCGAGGAAGGUCAAAUCCUGUCAGAGAGGUUUCAUGGGAGAACCUGAAGAGAUGAGACCCGGAAGAGGAGAUUUUCAAGAAUACCCAUCCGCAUGCAUUUGCCAAAAGCCAUCCAAAUAUUCACAACAAUCAAACGGUAAAACCACAAACUUGCAAAGGUUUCUAAACGUUUCAGAGGAAAUAAGACGGGAAAAGCAGAGCACCAAAAACAAGAAUGUUUCUGACAUUGAGAUGUUUUUGGCAUCUGAUUAGAUUAUUAAGACCAUCUGCUUUAUUACACCAACUUUAAUGACCGUGUGGAGAGUGUACUUUGUGUACCGAUUUCACCAGAAUUGUACGGUUUUAGCACACUUGUAGCAUCUGUGAGCCCUCAUCAAUUGUUCGUAUAUAUAUAUAGAUAUAAGUAGAAGUUUAUCAUUUUUAUUUCACAUAAUUGGCUUUUAUUUGCGAACAUAAUCAGAUUCAAGAGUUGUUAAGCUGUUGGUUAAUAUGGUUAAGCAAGUUCAAUAAUUUCAUAGGGAAUGUUAUGUUGGCUUCAAAGUAUCCCUUACAUACUUCAAUUGAAAGGGAAU
Messenger RNA from Striga asiatica, 2195 nucleotides. NCBI's taxonomy places the organism in Eukaryota, Viridiplantae, Streptophyta, Magnoliopsida, Lamiales, Orobanchaceae. The record is from the annotation of a GenBank genome assembly.